This is a messenger RNA of Camellia sinensis, 2234 nucleotides long. Its product is annotated as phytoene synthase 2, chloroplastic. The record is from RefSeq and is a predicted model, not a curated record. Gene Ontology annotation, molecular function: squalene synthase [NAD(P)H] activity; geranylgeranyl diphosphate synthase activity. Lineage: Eukaryota; Viridiplantae; Streptophyta; Magnoliopsida; Ericales; Theaceae. Gene Ontology annotation, biological process: biosynthetic process.
UGUAGGAAUCUGGAAGAGUGGAGGAGUGAGUCAUAAAUAAAUUAAUUGCAAGAAUCUGAAAGACUGGAGACUUCCGGUGGGUCAGUUAGUCUGGGAACGAACUGGGUGGAAGUGACCUACGUGGGUGGUGGUGGUGGUGGCGCCCAUUCCAAAUUCUUUUUAACUACUAAUGCUUAAAACACCAAUAAACAGGUGAGUACGACUUUGUUUUUUUUGUUUCUCUCUUUCUUUUUUUUACUAUUAUUUUCUCUCCUUUUACAUAUUUUCUUUUCUUUUCUCUGUUCCUCCUCCUCCUUUCAUUGUCUCUGGUCAUGGUUUGCGUGGAGGCCUCUAACAUCUUCAACGUGUACUGAACUUUUUGAGAUAGAAAAGUGAGCUUUUAUUUUAAUCAUUUUUUAACUUAAAUCAGAAACCACCCAUUACCCAAAGAAGAUUGUUCAAUAGUCUCGUCUCCCCUUAUUUUAUUUCCAAACCCAUUUUCCAAAACACUACAAUUUAUUGGAAGAUCCACUUCUUUGAGUCUUCUACUUGUAUACAUUGCGACUAUACAAAUUUUGCUUUUAGGGGUUUUGGUAUUUUUCUCCAGAAAACAGAGUUUGUUUUCCUGUUCAAGACCUCAAUAACUCUUCUUCAACUGUAGUAUUUUGAUUUGGUUUUUGGGAUUUACUAAACUUUCCCUCAAAAAGGAACCUGGGUUUUGCUUGAAAGUGGAAAAAAACCAGUGGGUUGUUUGUAAUUUAACCAUUUAACGCAAGGGAAAAGGAGUAGAUAAUUUCAAAAGUGCUUUCGUUUUCAAGUUCAUCAUGUCUGCAGCUCUGUUAUGGGUUGUUUCGCCCAAUUCUGAGGUCUCUAGUGGGUUCGGAUUCUUAGAAUCUGUCCGAGAAGGAAACAGACUCUUAGAUUCAUCCAAAUUCAGCCCUAGAGAGAGGACUUUGAUUUGCCAUGGCAGAUUCAAAAAAGUCAAGAAACAAAGCUACAAGAUAGAGAAGAAAGGCAAUUUUCCUGUACUUUCAAGCAUGGUUGCAAACCCUGCUGGAGAAUUGGCAAUCACAUCUGAACAAAAGGUUUACGAUGUUGUUUUGAAACAAGCUGCGUUAGUUAAGAAACACCUCAAAUCUGAAGAGGAGUAUGAUGUGAAACCUGAUAUUGUUCUUCCGGGGACUUCGAGCUUGUUGAGCGAGGCCUAUGACCGGUGUGGCGAAGUUUGUGCAGAGUAUGCAAAGACAUUUUACUUGGGAACGCUGCUAAUGACGCCCGAGAGGCGAAGAGCUAUCUGGGCAAUAUAUGUGUGGUGUAGGAGGACAGAUGAGCUCGUUGAUGGGCCUAAUGCGUCACACAUAACUCCUACAGCUUUAGACCGAUGGGAAUCUAGACUUGAAGAUCUUUUUCGAGGAAGGCCAUUUGAUAUGCUCGAUGCUGCUUUGUCAGAUACGGUUACAAAGUUUCCCGUUGAUAUUCAGCCAUUUAAAGAUAUGAUAGAAGGAAUGAGAUUGGACCUGAAGAAGUCUAGAUACAAGAACUUUGAUGAAUUAUAUCUCUACUGUUACUAUGUGGCCGGGACUGUGGGAUUGAUGAGUGUUCCGGUUAUGGGAAUUGCGCCUGAAUCUCAGGCGACAACAGAGAGCGUCUAUAAUGCGGCCUUGGCUUUAGGGAUUGCGAAUCAGCUGACCAACAUUCUCAGGGAUGUUGGAGAAGAUGCCAGAAGAGGAAGGGUAUACCUACCACAAGAUGAAUUGGCACAGGCAGGGCUUUCAGAUGAGGACAUAUUUGCAGGAAAAGUAACAGAGAAAUGGAGGAACUUUAUGAAGAAUCAAAUUAAGAGGGCCAGGAUGUUCUUUGAUGAGGCUGAGAAAGGUGUCACUGAGCUCAGCUCUGCCAGUAGAUGGCCUGUGUGGGCAUCGCUGUUGUUGUAUCGCCAAAUAUUGGAUGAGAUUGAAGCCAACGAUUACAACAACUUCACUCGAAGGGCUUAUGUUAGCAAACCCAAGAAGAUUGUCGCAUUGCCCGUUGCCUACGCUAAAUCUCUUGUUCCCCCAUCAAGAUUGUCAUUGCUUUCGGCAAAGUCGUCAUAGAAAUGAAACUCUACUUGGAAAUUCAAUGUCUCAAAACCAAUAAUGGAAUUAUAUAUAUAGCUUGAGAGAAAAAUGGCAAAAUUUGUAUGUAUAUUAGAAAAUUUUUAUAAUGCAGUAAGAAUUCAUUAAGAUUAGAAUAGUAUUUUCUGUGUGUUUUCAAAA